GGCUGAAGCAGAGGGAAUUUGGGGAAGUUAGUGGAAGGUACAUCUGAAAACAAAAGAAUAUAUGCAUUUUUAGCACAGAUGAGAACUGUAGAAAUUAGCUGAAUUUUCAGGAGGAAUUUCGAAAAGCGCAUUCUGCCAGGGAGUGAAUAACUGCUUCGACAUCAAGAGAACUUGUCGGGGAUGUGCUAACGUAGCUGCUUUCCUGGGAGCGAAUAUGAACCAUACCCCGUCUGGGGCACAGUUCAAUAGCUGUAGCCGAUAAGUGUGAACUCGGUUAUAAAAGGAAAACGACUUUGACUCACAGAAUGAGAUCUCGGUGAGUCUGUGGCCGCGCUGCAGCGCCAUGUGAGGGGACACGGAGGGCACGGCGGGGCAGCGGCGCGGAGCGGGUGCGGUCCCCGCAGGGGCUGUGCGGGCACCGGCCGCGUCCCGCGGCAUCGCUCCCGCUCCGCGAUUGCGGCACAGCCAAGUCCGGGCUCGGGGAGCCACCGACGGCUCCAGCGAAAGAGAACUCAGUGAACUCAGGGUCUUUUCCAAUGGAAUUGAUUCUGUGAAGUGUCUCAGUGCUCAGCGUGCGGGAGGCAGCGACGGGCGUCGGGGUGCGGAGGGCAGCGCAGAGGCGGCACAUGGAGCGAGGGAGGAGUGACAGCAGAGGGAUGGCAGUGCGGGCAGUGUGGGGCCGUGGGACGGCGCCGUGGGAUGCUCCCACCCCUGCCCAGCUCUGCGGCCCGGGGCGGGGCUGCCCAGGUGGCGGGGCCGGGCCGCUCCUCCCGCCCGGCUCGGGUUACCUGGGCGGGCCGGCCCGUCCCGUCCCGUCCCGUCACGCCGCCUUUCCCGGCUGGUCCGGCCCCUCGACGGGAAGUGGGAGCGAGGGGCCGCGCUGGGGCGGCCGAGCCAUGGCUGCACCCGCAGCAGCUCCGCUGCCCCGUCCGCUCCUCCUCGCCGUGUGCUGGGUGCUGGCCGCGGGGCCGGCGGCAGGAGCAAAAAUUCUUCCAUCUCCAUCUAACUUGAACUAUUCACUUAUCCAUAUCUGUACUUUGAACUGGACAUGGAACCCCCCAGAGAACAUCAGCAGUAGCUGCAACCUGCAGUAUUCCAGUGCCAUCAUCAUUAAUGGGGCUUCUGAUGACAGAGGGGGAUGGAGUAAGAACCUAUUCCGUGUGACAGAUAUGCACUUGAAUGAGGAAAUGCGCUUCAGAGUGAGAAGUGAAUGCAAGAAUGACAGCACCAGUGAGCCCAGUCCCUGGGUGGAGGUCUCCCUUCUGCCUAAAGGUAUUCUGGGUACUGCUGCUGUUGACUUGAGCUGUGUUUGGCACAAUUUGGAGUACAUGGCUUGUACCUGGCGUCCCGGGGAGAACACAAGCAGUGACACCGACUACGCUUUGUCCUACUGGUUUGAUGGCUUGGAAAAACCUAAGAAGUGUAGCAACUCCUCUGUAGACCAAGGAAUCUUUGAAUGCAUUUUCAAUCUUACCUUUCCAAAAGACACCCGCACUUACCCUGAUAUAAGUAUUUUGAUCAGCAGUGAUUCUGAAGAAAUUAGGCCUGUGUGUGCAAGUAAAAAUCCCACCACUCUUGUAAAACCUGCCACACCAAGAAAAUUGACAGUGUCAAAGACUGAUGAUACAAUUGAUGUAAAAUGGAGUGAAUCAGAAACUUUUCCAAAAAAUUGUUUACACUAUGAAGUUAAAUGUUACAAUGGUGAUUUGGACAUUCAGAUCAUUGAAUCUGAAACGAAUUCUGUGUCAAUUCCUGGCAUUGAUCCUAAUAGCAAGUACACCUUCAAAGUGAGAGCAAAACCAAAGGGGGUGUGUUACAACAGUAAUUUCUAUAGUGACUGGAGUGAAGAAAAGAGCAUUGGUCAGAAGAGAGACUCUACAACCUACUUUGUUCUAAUAAUUACCAUUCCAUUAAUAGUAGCAGUAUCUACAGUAAUCCUACUAGUUUAUCUAAAAAGGCUGAAGAUAUUAAUUCUUCCACCAAUUCCAGACCCUAGAGAAAUUCUUAAGCGCAUGUUUGGAGAGCAGAACGAAGAUUCCCAGAGCUCUGCAAAGGAUGAUCCCAUGAAUGCUUUUGACCGGUUAAUUAUAGAAGAAGAAAUUAAUUCUUUAAUUUUAACGGAAACUUCAGAGAGCACUUACUCUGAAAAAGAAAACAGGUAGACUCUACUUUAUCAGUGAAAGAGGAGGAAGCUGAUUCCUGCUCCCCUACCUCAGGUGACUGUAGAUGUGAAGAGGCCUGUGAGAUGUUGGCCAGCUCUGACCACACUGGCUUUCUCUGGUGCACAGAAGAUGCAUCACUACAUGGCUGUUCUUCCAUCUCUGCCAGAAAUACUCAUCUGAGUUCAGUCAAGAUGAGCAUGUCUGUUCCAUGUGACUGCACAUGUAAUUCCAUGUGACUGCAUUGUGGAUUCCCUGGCUUCAGCCAGCUCUGCCCUGUUACUUGUCACUUGCACUUGUGUUUGUGCCUCACCACACUGUUGGGGGUUUGGUGUUUUUUUUAUUUUUGAGCAAGCACUGUGACUUUUCUGAAGUAUUUGGCUCUAUUUGCAGUAGGUGGGAUGAGGCUGGUUUGCAGUAGAUGGGUCAUUAGUGCUACCACUGCUGCCAGGUGGGAUGGCAGAGCAUGGACUGUUUGUGGAUAACCCUUUGUGUGUGUGCCUGGGCUGGGCACUCUCUGGAGGGCACUUACAGGCUGGGUUUCUUGUGCUUCUGCCCAUCAGCUGGGGCUUGGUCAAAUCUCACCAAACAGGGUAUUUUUUAAUUUGAAAAUGUGUAUGAAAAGCCUCUCUGCUUUCCAGCUGAUGUUCAGAAUACUCAUGGAAAAGGCUUAGUAUUGUUACCCUGUCAGUUGCCUGGCCUCAGAUGCCUCACCUUCAUGGACUUCUUGGGUUAAUUAUACUUUGUUUAAAAUGAGAAAUAGAAUAUUUUUUUAUUUGUUCUGUGCAGUAGCAGAUAACUGUAUUGAGUCUCACCAGACUGUGAUUCUACUUUGGCCAUAUUGGCCUGAAGGCACCUGAUUUUUAGCUGCUAAAUUGUCCUGAGUCUGUCCAGCAAAUGUACCCGGAUGGAUGCAUGAGUGUAAGGAGCUGUGGUCAAACUGAUUAGCAAGUAUUAAACCACUGAAACCCAACUAAUUCAAAGGCUUCAAGACCCAUCCUUACUGCCAAACUGAUGGAUUUGGGGAAGAGAGGAUGACAACCUGUUUUCUAAGGGAUAAAUUUUAUUCUUUCUAUUGUGAUGAGACUGAUUUGAGCUUCCCCUCUAGGACUUAGCAAUAUAAAACAAGGUGCUGAUUUGACUUUUUAAAAAAAGCUUUCUUCUAUGUUUUACUGCAACAGUUUGACAGGUGUUUUUGUUGUUGUUUUGUUCGUUCUUUGAUUGUUUUGUUUUGAGGGUUCUCUACCCAGCAAAGCUCAGCAGGUGUUUUCUGGCACAAAUGUGACAUUUUUCUGCUCUGCAUUCUCAGCAUUAGUUUCUGCCCUGUGCUGCAGGGGUGGUUACAGUGGUACCUUGAUUGUGCUGGAGGAAGAAGAUAAUGGAAUGGAGACAAAAAGAUCCAUGGAAGCCGUUUAUGGUCAGUGCUCAGGGAUUUCUUGCUCCUUCCAGAAAACUGUAGAUGUGUGAGUCAUGGACAUAGACAGUCUUAGCAGGCUGGGAAGAGAUCUCCUGAUAAGCCUUAUGGGAGCAAACUUUACAGCUACUAACCUUUUAAAGUUCAUCCCUGUCUUCAAGCUCCAUUCAGCCAAAAAAGUGAAACUAAAUGCUAUAUUUUUAGAACAUAUUGUUCUGCAAGGAGAAGGAGUGCCACAUGCUAGUUAACCACAAAUGUGCAUCUUUUAUGCAGUUAUUCCCUCCUUUUCAAUAAAUCAAAACUCUUUCCCCAUUGUCCACUGAGCCUUUCAAAUACAGUUUUUUCCAUGUUUUGUCUUCCUUUUGUUAGUGAUAGAAAGGAGAGUAGAAAUGUAGCAGAACCAGCAGACCCCCUAUUAGCAUAUGCCUUUUACCUCCAAUCAGGCUAAAAAAACCCCAACAUUAUAAAAAAUAAUAAAUGAGACACAAUAAAAAUAAAGCCUCAGGGAUUUCAGUGAGAUAAAACUCAGGUUAUACAAAGUCAGCUAGUAGCACUUUCUGAAAUUCCAGAGAUUAAGGAAUAGCAUGAGGGAAAGAGUAAUUACAUUCCUUGCUAAAUUCAUUCCCUCUGCAACAUUUAUGUUAUUAUAAUGAUAAAUAUUCCUUCAGUCUACCUCAUCUGGAAUGUUGCUCAACACAGACAACUAGGCAAACGGAAAUGUAUAAUUUGAAGAUAAGUAAGCAUAACAGUGUAAUAUAAAGUUUUGUGGCUUUCAGUGUAGCAAUCUAGGAAAAAAACUACUUGCCCCUAAAUUCUUUUGACUUUUAUGCUGGUGUGUAUGACAAAACCAAAAUAUAUUUGCUUUUUAAAUAAACAAACCAACAAAAAAACCCAAAUUCAUAAAGGCGUAGGAGUGGGGGGAAAAAAAAAAAGGAUUAAAGGUAUUAGGAGAAAAGGAAGAUUUAAAUGCAAAGGAUGGUUUAGGUCACUAUAUAGAAAGGUUUUGAAUAACACUAGUUGACACUUCCUCACAGAUUCAUUUCUUGAGCCUGUGUUUCAGCAUGUAAAGCAAGUGUCUGAAUAUACUUUCACCUUUAACAUGCUUUUUUAAAGGUAAAAGGUUUUUUAGCUUGAAAUUAUCUAAAUUUUGCUAUCUUUUUUUUUUUUUUUUAAUUGCAGUUACUUGAUCUGUAAAUUUGUUCAAAGAGUGAAUAAAUAUGAUUGAAUGCUUUUCAGUGUAA
Messenger RNA from Oenanthe melanoleuca, 4814 nucleotides. RefSeq names its product interleukin 13 receptor subunit alpha 1 (gene IL13RA1). Gene Ontology annotation, cellular component: membrane; external side of plasma membrane. Bases 627 to 2162 code for a protein of 511 amino acids. The record is from RefSeq and is a predicted model, not a curated record. Gene Ontology annotation, biological process: cytokine-mediated signaling pathway. The transcript is spliced from 10 exons. Gene Ontology annotation, molecular function: protein binding; cytokine receptor activity. NCBI's taxonomy places the organism in Eukaryota, Metazoa, Chordata, Aves, Passeriformes, Muscicapidae.